CCCUUUUAUGCCUUUUUCUUGCCCCUUCCCCUUUCACGAGCAUUGCCUGCAAAAGUGACCCAAAAGUUCUAGGGUUCCGUCACGGAUAAAGGUCAAGCCCCCACCCCCUUUCUUUUCUUCUUCCUCCUUCAGCUACCAAAUCUCCUCCUCUUAAAUUUCUUCCCUUCUUUCAAGAUCCGACCACUUAUCUGUAUGGGACAGCCAUCUCCAGACUUAUCCUUUUAGUAGCUGCCAUCAAGACAACUGCUUAAACAAAUAUCACCCAUACUUCACUUCCAUGUAUACCCAUGAGGUUCUGCUUUCACCGACACCUGGGAUUCUACUCGAAACGGGAAUGUCAAGUAUAACCCUCUGAUAAAUCUAGAGCUUUUGCACAGUUAUGGAAGACAUCCUGUUACUUAAACAGGCCUGGAAAUGGUUGCUGUCGGAAAGCCAUUGUUACUCCGUCGCUGCGAUGAAUGCUGCUCGUUCUUUCAGGGACAAAAUUGGGAUUUCUAUCGCUCGCCAUUGGCCUAGUGUUUGCUGUGGUUGUUCAAGACUGGUUAAGCUAUUCUGCUACUUUCUGAUUCAGUGGAAGGAUUGUUUUGUUCGUGGAUCUAGAUCGCUUUUUGGGUUGGGUACUGCUGCCCUUCUUCUUAUCAUAUGGAGCUGUUUUCUUAGUUUGACAUCAAUGUCCUGCCUUCUUUAUGUUCUUUUAAGUAUGGGCGCUGCUGCGUGUGCUGUCCACUAUCUGGGCCACACUCCUGGUUUAUUUAUAGUAGGGUUAUUUGCAAUUUUAGUCCUGUGGAUGUAUGGUAACUUUUGGAUCACUGGCACAUUAUUUAUUGUUGGAGGUUACUUGUUUUCCCGGAAACACGCAAGGUUGGUCGUUUUAAUUGCAACCUUAUAUGCUCUCUAUUGUGUAAAAGUUCAAGGAGGAUGGUCUGGAUUUUUGGUAUCAAUUAACCUUGCUUUCCUAUCUAACGAUGCGUUAAACUGCAUCCUCCAAUGGUGUGAUAAUCUGAGUGAAAAGACGCAUUUUGAAGAGCAGAAUUUUUCUGAAUCAUUUGUUGAAGAUGAAUUCCGACCAGAGAGUGAGUUUUUUAAUCCUACCAAUGAAGCUGAGAAGGUGCAUCCUACUGAUGAAACCGAGAAGGUGCGUCCUACUGAUGAAGCUGAAAAGGUUCAGUCAUGUGAAUGUUCAAGCGAACCAACUUCUACAACAAUUAUAUUGAACAAACCAAAGGAAUCGUCCUCUUUCGCUGUGGUCAAAGACGAUUUGAAAGCAGUUAAUGAGAUGAAAAGAAUUCUUAGCUGUGUGGAUCAUUAUGAAGCACUAGGAUUAUCUCGUUACAAGAGGAUUGAUGGAAUUUUGCUGAAGAAAGAAUAUAGGAAAAAGGCCAUGCUUGUGCACCCCGAUAAAAACAUGGGAAGUCCGCUGGCAAGUGAAUCCUUUAAAAAGAUUCAAUGUGCAUAUGAGGUUCUUUCUGAUUCUUUGAAGAAAAGAGACUACGAUGAGCAGCUGAGAAAGAAAGAAUCGAGGACUCUAUCUCACAAAUCUCCUAGUACUUCCCAUCAGCAGGAGAGUCCUGAUUACUGCUCUAGGGAAUCACGACGCAUACAGUGCACAAAAUGUGGUCAUUCACAUAUAUGGAUAUGUACAAAUAGGACGAAAUUGCAGGCAAGAUGGUGUCAGGAUUGUUGUCAAUAUCAUCAAGCCAAGGAUGGGGACGGGUGGGUAGAAUACAAAGGCUCGCUAAGCUUUGAUCGAGCUCAAAAGGUGGAGAUACCGCGUGCUUUUGUUUGUGCGGAGAGCAAGAUUUUUGAUGUUUCAGAAUGGGCCAUUUGCCAGGGAAUGGGUUGCAGGCCAAAUACCCAUCGUCCAACUUUUCGUGUAAACAUGGUUGGAUUGGAGAAACCUGCAAGAUCAAACUCAAGCAGGUAUCCAUGGGAUUUGGAUGCAAAAAUGGCAUCGGAUGAAGAAGAGGAAUUUGAGAUAUGGCUAAAAGAAGCAUUGGCGUCGGGUUUAUUUAGCGAAACUUCAAAACGUAGAAAAAGCUGGGGACCCUUCUUCAAAUUACCUCAGAAGAAAGGAAAGAAAGAAUGGAAUCGAAUGUCUCAGUAGUAAAAAAGAAUCCUUUGGGUGGUUGGUUUUGUAAUGUAUGUAUAUAAAUGGUGUCCGGUGUGUAUGCAUUAUUAGAUUUUGAUGUGAAGAAGAUGAUGAUGAUGAUGUUAAGUUGUUAAUAAAGUUGUUUCAAUCAACAUCACAAUUCCUCCACCAAUUCAAGAACA
Molecule: messenger RNA, 2271 nt
Organism: Cynara cardunculus var. scolymus (artichoke)
Lineage: Eukaryota; Viridiplantae; Streptophyta; Magnoliopsida; Asterales; Asteraceae
Exons: 9
Coding region: 380-2104 (574 amino acids)
Source: RefSeq, a predicted model, not a curated record